Molecule: messenger RNA, 6955 nt
Organism: Thamnophis sirtalis
Lineage: Eukaryota; Metazoa; Chordata; Lepidosauria; Squamata; Natricidae
Source: RefSeq, a predicted model, not a curated record
CAUAUCCUCAUCUGGUGAGCACCUGCAACUUUCCCGUCAUGGUAGUGUUGUGGGCUCCUCACUACACAAUGACUCCUACUUGAUGGCUCAAGAGAACAGUAACCCUUCUAAUGGGCUAGGAAUUGUUCUCCAGUUGAUAACUCCUCAGAUUAAUGGGAAGCCUGCAAGCGAUGAAUUUGAACUACUGAUCAGAAAUAUGGCACAGGGUCGUCUUGUUGAGACAAUAGAACUUUUAAAACCUACAAGUGGUGGGCUUGGUUUUAGCGUGGUUGGCCUGAAGAGUGAAUAUAGAGGUGAACUUGGUAUAUUUGUGCAGGAGAUUCAAGAUGGAAGUGUGGCGCAAAGGGAUGGCAGAUUGCAGGAAGCAGAUCAAAUUCUUGCUAUUAACGGGCAAGCCCUUGAUCAGACCAUAACACAUCAACAGGCUAUCGGCAUCCUACAGAAAGCCAAAGAGAGUGUCCAGCUAGUUGUGGCAAGGGGCGCUUUGCCUCAGCUCAUCAGUCCAGUAAUUUCUCGAUCUCCGUCAGCUGCUAGUACAAUUUCAGCCCAUUCAAACCCGGUACAUUGGCAGCAUGUGGAGACUAUUGAGUUGGUGAAUGAUGGAUCCGGUCUGGGAUUUGGGAUAGUAGGAGGAAAAUCAACUGGAGUGAUAGUUAAAACCAUCCUUCCAGGCGGAGUAGCUGAUCGGCAUGGUAGACUGUGCAGCGGAGACCAUAUUUUGAAAAUUGGUGAUACAGACUUGACUGGGAUCAGUGGUGAGCAGGUGGCACAAGUCCUGAGGCAAUGUGGAAACCGAGUCAAGUUAGUGAUAGCCAGAGGACUAAUUGAGGAGGCCGCUCCAUCAACAACAGCUCCUUUGGGUACCCCAGUGCAAACUGGUAUGAUGGAGAACAAGAAAUUGGAAGAUACACCAGUUGAAAAUGUUGAAGAUGGGAACACAUUUGAUGUGGAGCUUACAAAAAAUUCUCAAGGGUUGGGAAUAACAAUUGCUGGCUACAUUGGGGAUAAAAUAUCAGAACCUUCUGGUAUUUUUGUAAAAAGUAUCACAAAAGACAGUGCAGUUGAGCAUGAUGGUAGAAUCCACAUUGGAGAUCAAAUUAUUGCUGUGGAUGGAACCAAUCUUCAAGGUUUUACCAACCAGCAAGCAGUGGAGGUUUUGCGACAUACUGGGCAAACAGUCUAUCUGACUUUGGUCCGAAGAGGAGGCCUGAAACAGGAAAACCAAAUUCAGUCUCAUGAUGACUUCAGUGAUGCUGUUGAAAAGGAUUCAAUUUUCCAAACAGUGGAUAUUGGCACAAAUACAGAAAGCUGCAAAAGAGAGCAGGAUUCUCCAUUAAUGUCAUGCAGCCCCAGCGAGGUUCAUUUUGAAGAAGAUACUAAUAUACAACAAACAGAUAUUCAGCUAACAUCCCUAGAAGAAGAAACAUUGCUGAACAAAUGGCAGAAGAUUUUGGGGGAAAAUUAUGAAGUUGUGGUGGCGGAUGUGAACAAGUUUAGUGAAAGCAGCGGACUGGGGAUUAGCUUAGAAGCUACAGUGGGACAUCAUUUUAUUCGGUCUGUUUUGCCUGAAGGGCCUGUUGGACGAUGUGGCAGAUUGUACAGUGGAGAUGAAUUACUAGAAGUAAAUGGACAAUCUUUGCUUGGAGAGAAUCACAAGGACGUUGUAAAUAUUUUAAAAGAGCUUCCUAUCAAUGUAAGGAUGGUGUGUUGUCGUGGAGUUCUACCUGUUACUGAAGCAGCAUUGGAUGAGACUCAUAUGUUAGAGCAGUCUCAUAUCGACCUUGGUGGACUCCUUGGUGCUUCAGAGACAAUCGAUGCUAAGCUGGAAAUAGCUAACAUAAGUCAGAAUACUGAAGAGGUACAAGGUUCUCCUCUGGCAAUGUGGGAGACAGAAGUACAACAAAUUGAAUUGGAGAAAGGCAGCAGAGGUCUUGGCUUUAGCAUAUUGGAUUAUCAGGAUCCGGUGGACCCCGCAAAUACAGUGAUUGUGAUCCGCUCUCUUGUCCCUGGGGGCAUUGCUGAACAAGAUGGCAGGCUCCUCCCAGGAGACAGGCUUAUGUUUGUCAAUGACACCAGCUUGGAAAAUGGUAGCCUGGAGGAAGCUGUGCAGGCCCUGAAAGGAGCACCUCUGGGAAUGGUGAAAAUAGGAGUCGCCAAGCCAUUGCCUGUGGAUUCAAGUGAGACAGAUGUAAUAGAAGACUGUACAAUGGGAUCGGGCUGUUCUCCAGAUAAUGAUGGUACAUUCCAGCCUUCAGCUUUAACAUUGCAUAGCGGCAUUUGUGGUGAUGAUCUGCAGCUUGCUCUUUCGCUGCCCUCUUCAACUCCCAAGACUACUUUCAAAGAAGAUUCCAGUGACCCACUCAGUUACCAAUCAUCAGAUAAAAACCUGUACACAAUGGAUCUAAUACAAAGAGAGACAGAGAGUAAAUCUGCAGGUGGAUGUAUGAAACAGAUCACAGAAUCUUUUCUUGUGAAUCCAACCACACAAUCUCCUAAGAAACAAGUUGAACAUGAAAGCAUAAGCAUGUGGAGAGAAUCUUUGCUAACACCCGAAUUUUCACACUGUACAAAAGAUCAAGAGUUCUUGAUGGAAAAUAAUAGCUUAAUGCUUGCUGGCCUAGAUACAAAUAAAAACAAGUUGGAGAAAAUGAUUACCAUUGCAAAAGGCAAUUCAAGCUUAGGGAUGACAGUAAGUUCUAAUAAAGAUGGCAUGGGAAUGAUAGUUCGCAGCAUUAUCCAUGGUGGUUCCAUAAAUCGUGAUGGACGAAUUGGUAUUGGAGACUGUAUAUUGUCUAUUAAUGAGGAACCUACUGCUAAUUUAACUAGUGCCCAAGCACGGGCCAUGCUGAGGAGGCAUUCUGUCAUUGGACCAGAUAUAAAAUCUUCUCCAACACCUGCUGAUGAUCAGGCCCCCUUUUAUGUCAUUAGUUAUGUGCCAUCAGAGCAAUUAGAAGAGUACCAAGCCGGUUUAGGGCAGCAGCCAGAAGGAACAAUGCCAUUAGAUGUUUUUCCUUCACAUACUGUGAGAGAAAUUCCAGAACUACCAGAACGAGAAGAAGGAGAAGGAGAAGAAAGUGAGCUUCAGAACACAGGCUACAGUAACUGGAAUCAACCAAGACGGGUUGAGCUCUGGAGAGAGCCUAGCAAGUCUCUAGGAAUCAGCAUUGUUGGUGGAAGAGGUAUGGGAAGUCGUCUGAACAAUGGUGAAGUUAUGAGAGGAAUCUUCAUCAAACACAUCCUUGAAGACAGCCCUGCUGGCAAAAAUGGAACCUUAAAAACAGGAGAUAGAGUUGUGGAGGUGGAUGGAAUAAAUCUCAGAGAUGCAAGCCAUGAGCAAGCAGUGGAAGCCAUUCGAAGAGCAGGCAACCCAGUAGUCUUCACGGUACAGAGCAUUGUAAGCAAACCAAGGCCAAUAUCUCUUUAUGGCUCUUUAGCAUCCUCUGCUCCUGGUGGGCAGAAAUUUAAUAAUCCAUUUUACCAUCCGUCAUCACAGAAUGUCCCUAUGCCUUAUCUGCAGUCCAAUCCUUUCACUAAGCCUCCUGCCUUCAGCAGCACUAACCCUUUUGUUGAUCCUCUGCAGUUCAACACUAACAAGGCAUCCAGUCAGUCAGAUUCAGAGCCAGAAAAAAAAUCAUCCUGUAAUCUGCCCUUGCCUCCUCCUUCAGUAUUUCCAGCAAUGAGCAGUGACAUUGUGCUGCAGUCCUCUAACAAUCACCUAGAAGAUUUGGAUAAGGAGGAUGAGUUUGGAUACAGCUGGAGGAAAAUCAGUCACAAGUAUGGGAAUCUGUCAGGAGAUCUGCACAUGAUAGAACUGGAGAAAGGGAAGACUGGAUUAGGACUCAGCCUAGCUGGGAACAAAGACAGAUCCAAGAUGAGUGUCUUUGUAGUGGGCAUUGAUCCAAAUGGAGCAGCUGGAAGAGAUGGCAGGCUGCAGAUUGGAGACGAGUUACUGGAAAUAAAUGGACAAGUUCUGUAUGGAAAAACACAUCAGAAUGCAUCUUCAAUCAUCAAAUGUGCACCUUCUAAAGUAAAAAUAAUCUUCAUCAGAAACAAAGAUGCUGUCCAUCAGAUGGCUAUUUCUCCUGGUAAAACACCGGCAUCAGCAUCUUCGUCUUCAGGGAUGGUUCAGUAUGAAGAGGGGGAAGUGAACAUUUCAAGCUCUAAUUUACCAAUAGAUCUGACUUUAUAUAAGAAUGUUCAAAAUGUGGAACUACCUAAGGAUCAAGGUGGCAUAGGUAUUGCUAUUGGUGAAGAAGAUACACUUAAUGGUGUAGUUAUUCAGAACUUAACAGAUCAUGGUGCAGCAGGAAAGGAUGGCCGCAUUAAAGUUGGAGAUCAAAUUCUAGCAGUGGAUGAUGAAGUUGUUGUGGGCUAUCCUAUAGAAAAGUUUAUCAGUUUGCUGAAAACAUCAAAGCCCAAUGUGAAACUCACUAUUAGUUCAGUUGAACCGGAAGGUCUGGCAGUUCCCCAGCCACUAUUGUCAAAUUACAGCACCACUUUGAGUGAGGGAACCAAUAUCCAGCCAUUACCAAUUGUUCCAUCAUCAGAGUCACCAGAACCAGAGUUAAUUAAAAAUGCAAGCAGGUCUUCAACUCCAGCUAUGUUAGCUUCUGACCCAGCCACUUGUCCAAUCAUCCCAGGUUACGAAACAACAAUCAGUAUUUCCAAAGGACGUACUGGUCUAGGGUUGAGCAUUGUGGGAGGAGCUGACACAUUACUGGGAGCAAUUAUUAUCCACGAAGUAUAUGAAGAAGGAGCAGCAUCCAAAGAUGGAAGACUUUGGGCCGGUGAUCAAAUCUUAGAGGUGAAUGGUAUUGACUUAAGGAAUGCAACCCAUGAUGAAGCUAUAAAUGUUCUCAGACAGACACCACAAAAAGUCCGCCUGACUGUUUACAGGGAUGAAGCCCAAUAUAAAGAAGAAGACAUGUAUGAUGUUCUGAAUAUCGAAUUACAAAAGAAACCAGGCAAAGGACUUGGAUUAAGUAUUGUUGGGAAAAGAAAUGACACUGGAGUGUUUGUGUCAGACAUUGUCAAAGGAGGUUUAGCAGAUCUGGAUGGAAGAUUAAUGCAAGGAGACCAGAUAUUAAUGGUGAAUGAUGAAGAUGUUCGAAACGCUAACCAGGAGACAGUGGCGGCCUUAUUAAAGUGCUCAUUAGGUGUUGUUAAACUAGAAGUUGGAAGAAUAAAAGCGAGUUCGUUCCAUUCAGAGAGGAGAUUGUCUCAGAGCAGCCAGAAAGCAUGUACCGGAUCCAAACUGGUCAGUGAAGGAAGUGGCAGCCUGACAUCAUUCAGUUUCCCAGGUGGUGUAUCCAACCCGUCUGAAAGUUAUGAAAGCACUCUGAAGCAGAAUUGUUUGGCGUCUGAAAUACAAGGAUUGAGAACAGUUGAAAUAAAAAAGGGUCCUUCAGAUUCUUUGGGAGUUAGUAUUGCUGGAGGAGUAGGAAGCCCUCUUGGUGAUGUUCCCAUUUUUAUAGCCAUGAUGCAUCCAAAUGGAGUUGCAGCACAAACCCAGAAAUUGAGGGUUGGAGAUAGGAUUGUGAGCAUUUGUGGAACAUCCACUGAAGGCAUGACUCAUUCCCAGGCUGUCAGUUUGUUGAAGAAUGCUUUGGGCACCAUUGAAUUACAGGCCCCCCCAAUACAAAACCAUCACACUGGAUCGAGGACCUGAUGGCUUGGGCUUUAGCAUUGUAGGUGGAUAUGGAAGUCCUCAUGGAGAUCUGCCCAUUUAUGUUAAGACUGUGUUUGCAAAGGGUGCAGCAGCAGAAGACGGGCGCCUUAAAAGAGGAGAUCAAAUCAUUGCAGUCAAUGGGCAGAGCUUGGAAGGGGUCACCCACGAGGAAGCUGUCGCUCUUCUAAAAAGAACAAAAGGAACUGUGACUUUGACUGUUCUCUCAUAAGUCCUGUCUCCAAAGAUGAGAUGGGUGUUUGUUUAUUGGCUUGCCAGGCUGUUUUUAAUCAAGGGGAAAAAUAACGAAUGGUCUUAUUUUUAUACCGUUGAAUUACAGAGAUUGGCUUCUGUAGGAUAAGAAAGUGACAAAAUUUGAAAGCCAUAAUAAUCAAAUGUGUGGUGUGAUAAACUGGUGGUGCAUGUUGUGUGAUUGUUGAGGGAUUUGUAAUGGGGAAUUCUGGAACUCUGUAAUCUCUGGAAGACACAAAAUUUUGGCUAUUGGUUAGCCAGGGUUAAUUUAAAGCUCUCAAGCGUAUAUAUUCAUUUGAUUCAAUUUUAUUAAUAUCCCUGUGCCCAACAUGAGAUCUGGGACAAACUGUUUUCUGGAAUAAUAGUGCUUAAGAAGAAAACUUUUUAAAAAAAAGAAAGAAAGAAAAGGAAGGAAGGAAAGAAAGAAAGUUAGUUUCCUGAUCCUUCAUAGAACUAUUAAACUGAAUUGAUCUUCAUGUUUUUUUCCUAAAUAGGGACAUUUCGUUAGGAGACAGGACAUAUGUGGUGGUAAUGCCUACCUGUUGCAGAGUCCCACGGAAUAGAAUAUUGUUUCUCUUCUUUCUUUAUGGGGUCAUCAGCAAUGAUAAGCAAACCUUUUACAGUCAAGACUACAAAUUGCCUUUCAUCAACAUCUCAUUUUCAUAAAUGACCCUAAGAAUUAUUGAUGGAAAGAUUGAUCCCAAAUCCUGGCUUCUAAAAACACAUUUUAAUAUUUCCAGUGCUUUUGUUGCAACAAAAAGAAAGUGAGAGCUUGACCCACUGAUUUUAAACCACCUAAUUAAAAAUAUUAUGAUAUUUAACUUAGAAUAUUUGGUAGCUUUUCAUAACAGCUUAGUAAAAAAUGGUUUCAAGCUAUUCUCAUAACAGCAAACAAAGAUACAUAUCUGACAUCCUUCUUCCCAGACUUUGAAGGCUGUAUAACUGCAGAUGACAAACACUGUUUUCCAUACAGGUAGUCCUCUACUUACUACUACAAUUGAGCCCAAAAUUUCUGUUGCUAAGUGAGACAUUUGUUAA